AUGUCGCACAUUCAAAACAUCACGAUAAUAGGGUCCGGGGCCAUCGGUGCCUCAUGGGCAGCCCUUUUCCUGGCGCAAGGUCUCACCGUCACAGCCUUCGACAUCAACCCCGCUGCCGAGACAUCCCUGAGGACAUUGGUCCAGGGCGCCCUACCCGUCUUAUCAUCUAUUGGGCUGGUCAAGAAACCAGAUGUGAAGCCGGAGGAUAUCAAGUUCACCACGGACAUGGCUGAGGCCCUACGAGACGCCGACUUUGUCCAGGAGAACGGACCCGAGCGACUCGACUUCAAGCGCAACCUGUUCAACGACAUGGCGUCACACCUGAAACCGGAGGCGAUCAUUGCUACGAGUUCAAGUGGUCUGACGUGCUCCUCGAUACAGGAAGGCAUGGAGGCAGCAGCGAGACCACAGCGUUGCAUUGUCGGACAUCCCUUCAACCCUCCUCAUCUGAUCCCCUUGGUUGAGGUUGUCGGUGGUGGGCAGACCGACCCCGAGGUCAUCGACAAGACCAUGGACUUUUAUAAGAGUAUGGGCAAGAAGGCGAUACAUGUCAAGAAGGAGGUGGUCGGACAUGUCGCAAACAGACUGCAGGCUGCCCUCAUCCGCGAGGUGCUCUACGUGCUGCAGGAGGGUGUAUGCGAAGUCAGUGAUAUUGACGACGCUGUAUCAUACGGCCCCGGCCUUCGAUGGGGGAUCAUGGGUCCAAGUUUGUUGAUGCACCUUGGGGGUGGAGAGCGGGGCAUUGAGCACUUCGUGGAUCAUCUGCUCGGUCCCCUGCAAACAUGGUAUGCGCCAAAGGACCCCGUGGUGGACGAAGAUCUGAAGAAGAAGUGGAUCGACGGCACAUGGAACCAGAUCGGAGGCAGAAACUACCAUGAUCUGGCGAAGCAGCGCGACGAGGAGUUGGUAAGGUUGCUCAAUGUCAGACAAGAGUGGGAUUCCUUUGCACAGGAGGCGAAGGAGAAGCGGGAUGUAUAG
Molecule: messenger RNA, 978 nt
Organism: Neoarthrinium moseri
Lineage: Eukaryota; Fungi; Ascomycota; Sordariomycetes; Amphisphaeriales; Apiosporaceae
Exons: 1
Coding region: 1-978 (325 amino acids)
Biological process (GO): fatty acid metabolic process
Molecular function (GO): NAD+ binding; oxidoreductase activity, acting on the CH-OH group of donors, NAD or NADP as acceptor
Source: RefSeq, a predicted model, not a curated record